Messenger RNA from Haliotis rufescens (red abalone), 2611 nucleotides. Its product is annotated as beta-1,4-galactosyltransferase 4-like. Lineage: Eukaryota; Metazoa; Mollusca; Gastropoda; Lepetellida; Haliotidae. Gene Ontology annotation, biological process: carbohydrate metabolic process. The transcript has 7 exons. Gene Ontology annotation, molecular function: glycosyltransferase activity. Bases 413 to 1447 code for a protein of 344 amino acids. The record is from RefSeq and is a predicted model, not a curated record.
UCCAGUUCGCAACAUCUUUUCUAUUUGAUGUUACACUUUUGGACAAUCGAUGUGUAUGCAAUACUGAACUUGUACGAGCGGAUUACAAGAUAAUUGUACUGAUUCCAUAAAAGACUACAAUAAGUACGUGAGUGUGUUUUCAACCAGUCGGAAUUCUAUCCAGGAAAAGGAUACAUAAUCAACAUACUACCUGAUGUACAUUUGUGUGUGAAUCACUUUAAUAAUGGAGAAUAAGAACAAUAAAUGAUAUUUCGAGUUCCUUCACCUGCCACGCGUGAUUGGCGUCUACUGCCCGGUGUUGACAUACGAUAUAUCGUACGCAUGCCAAGAGCCAUCACUGUUAAAAUCACUAUUACAGGCGUGUCUUUUGUAAUCUUGGUUUAUCGAAAGGGUGACGGUGUGCAAGUUACAUAUGGCCUCGUUCUUACAACGCUUGAGAAGACUAUAUUUUGUGGUCUUGAUAAUCGCCAGUGUAUUUGGUGUGUUCAUAAUAAGUAAAAAUGAGGUCAACCAGUACAUACACAAACGCUUAAAGGAAGCAUUUAAAUUAGUGUCGAGGAUCGAAGAGUUGAGAACAGCAACAGCAACGACACAAAGGCCAUUGGAUACAACAUUACUUCCAGUAUGCCCGGACACGCCACCAAAUAUACAUGAACCUGUAAAGCUGAAUCUCACCAUCAUCACCCGAGAUGAGUUGAAGACAAAAUACCCCUCCCAUUCCGGGGACAGAUACAGGCCCGAGAGGUGUCGGUCCAAGCAGAGGCUGGCGGUCAUUAUACCUUACAGAGACCGGGAGCAACAUCUGGUGAUCCUCCUCAACAACCUCAUCCCCUUCCUCAACAAACAACAGGCAGACUUUACAAUAUUCGUUGCAGAACAGGCGCCAGGGGGAACGUUCAACCGAGGUCUAAUGAUCAAUGCGGGAGUGGCGGCCUCGCUGAGGGAGGAUAAUUUCACCUGCUUUGUCAUCCACGAUGUCGACCUCAUCCCAGAGACUAGCGACAACUACUACCGCUGUCGAAAAAACCCUUUCCAUCUAUCAACUGCCAAUGCGAAGUUUAGAUAUAGACUUCCAUAUUCCUGGUAUGUUGGGGGAAUUAUUGCACUAACACCCAGCCUGUACAAGCGGAUAAACGGCUUUUCUAACUGGUUCUUUGGCUGGGGUGGAGAGGAUGACGAUUUUGCAAAAAGAAUGCAAUCAUUUGGUCUGCGAGUCGAACGAAAUUCGAUUAAGACUGGACGGUAUUAUGCACAAUCACAUGGCAAGGAUAAGGGGAAUCCUAUAAACCCUAAAAGAUUCAUUUUGGUCAACAAAGGAGUCGGACGAUUGAAAACAGAUGGACUCUCCUCGACACGGGUCAAUACUACGGUAUCUCACAGAGGCGUUGUCACGUGGCUUACUGUGUCCAUAGAUACGAAAUACUAUGCGAGAACUGUCCAUAGAUGACAUAAUCACUACAUGUAAUUGUAAUCAGUGAACAGGAUUCAGACUUGAUACUGAAUACAUUCGGGGUUUAUACUACAUGUCACAUUACGCUUCGUGGUUUUGGGGUCUACACUCUCACACUACACCAUGUGCCUUUGGAGUCUAUUCGGGAUGUGACAAUAGUCACUACAAUGCAAUCUUGAAUAGUACUAUCAACUACAAAUACUUCGUUAAUAAUUGAAAAUUGUCUGCCAUAAUAGUCUGUCUAAUUUUGGCAUGGCAAGAAAGCAGCAACACUUAAAACGUUUCUAUCAACACUAACCGUGCAGAUGUUAAUUAAUUUCUUACAAUCUUAUAGGACAUAGUGUUAUGAUAGAUUUACUUAGAUAACCUUAAUCAGUUUUACUCAUUUCUCAAUCAUAAACUUUCGGGGACUAUACGGGAUGUCACACUAUACUGUGUACCUUCGGGUCUAAAUGGAACACCACAUUAUACCGUGUACAUUUGGGGUCCAUACAGGAUGUCUCAUUACAAUGUAUGUGCCUUCAGGUGGAAGUUAAUGUAUAUUGUAUAACAAAAUGGAAUUUCUGGCAAGUUAUUUCGUAUUAUCCAGAGUAUAAUGUAAAAUGAUGUUACAUCAAUGGUUAGAUUUGAUUAUGGUAAGAAUUGAUUGAGUAUUUUGAUAGUUCGUGUGGGUUAAGACAGGAUAGUAUUCUUAUUCCUGUACUUUUUUCUUUGUUUAUCAAAGUUAUAUCUUUGGUAAGUUGAUUCCAUGAUGGUGUUUGUAUUACAGAGGAAACGUUAAAUAUAAGUGCCCUAUUGUUUGCCGUCGGGUUGAUACUUGGUGCAGAUAGUGUUGUAUAAUUACAAAAACGCCUUGGUGGAUUAUAUUUAUACUUUUAUAAAUGGGAUAUGGAUAUUAAUUCUGAGACCAGUAACAUUGUUGUUUUUGAAAGGAGAGGCACUUUAUCAAAACAUGAGAAAUAGUUUUAUAAUGGUAAGCGUAUGAAAACUGUUAAUGCCUAUAAAUAUUGGGAACGUCUCGUCAUUCCGAAAUUAAUUUGGCCCAAGGCCUAUAAAACCUUUAUGACAACAAAGCACAAGAAAAUUGUUCCAAUGUUAAUGCAGAUCUGGGGAAACGAAAAUUGUAAAUUUUCUAAUAAAUUGUAUAUUUAUAUACUUAUU